AUGUUGGUGGACGAGAGCAAGUUCGACGUGCACUUCAAACUGUGGGCUCUUCGAAUACCCUGCCAAUUUUGCAAGGCUGCCACUCGAAUCCUCAACGGUUAUUUGCUUGACAAGCCUCGAGUUAAACCCAUCGCUGAGGACCCAACUUUUGACAAAAACCGUUACCUUAUACUCUCCGAGAAAGUUCAGAAUCAAGAUUUAUCCGAUAUUCCAAAGCAAAAACUUGAUGAGCUUAAGGACUUGUGUGAGAUUGAAGUUUUGCCCUAUUCGUUGACACUAGGUUAUUCAUACUGGAGUGCAGAUCAAGUGCUGAAGCAGAUACUACCUAAUGGAGUGGAAGUGCCUUCAUCUUUUGAAACAAUAGUCACAUUGCUCACUUGA
This is a messenger RNA of Vicia faba (fava bean), 381 nucleotides long. The record is from the annotation of a GenBank genome assembly. Lineage: Eukaryota; Viridiplantae; Streptophyta; Magnoliopsida; Fabales; Fabaceae.